Messenger RNA from Hyalella azteca, 1120 nucleotides. RefSeq lists its product as uncharacterized. The transcript has a single exon. The record is from RefSeq and is a predicted model, not a curated record. NCBI's taxonomy places the organism in Eukaryota, Metazoa, Arthropoda, Malacostraca, Amphipoda, Hyalellidae. The annotation marks the transcript as partial.
AGAGAAACGUACUUUUCGAUUCUCAUUAAUUCAUCAAAAUUUGAUUUCAGUCAUUUGGACCAUUCUAGAGUUUAAAUCGAAAAUUCUGAAUACAAAUCACAAUAAACUUGAAAAUUCACAAAUGGUUUAUCUAAAUGGAGUGAAAAUGGUAUAGUAAAUUCGCCCCCUUAGUUUGGUCCGCUUGGGACAAACUAAUUAAAAUCUAAGUGGCUUUAACAAGGAUCAAUUAGAGUGAAUGGAACAUCAAUUAUAACAAUUAAAUAUUAUAAAUAUGCACCAUCAAACUGAACUUUUUCUGACUCAUCUAUUCUAACAAAAGCGGUAGAGAAAAUGAUGACGUCUAAACUGUUGAAAUAGCGAAGAAAAAACAACCAACCUAAUUUUAUUUAGAAUUUAUUUAUGUGCCUUCAUAUACUGACUUCAAGUGUAGACAAGGAGCGUCGCAUUCUUCAGAUUUGAGCGGCAUUAUAUAAUUUUUAUUCCGAUUUGAAAAGAAAUCAAUUUUUGCAAGAGGUCCGAACCGUCAAAAUUCAAGCGUUCGAAAUGCUGGAACUGAACCAAAACCCAGCGUCUAGCACGGCGGGCGGGAUGCUAAGCCUGUUAACCAGCAUGGAUCAGCACAGCAAAUUGGUGUUGAAUCCUCCCCUCGCUGCCCUCCACACUAUGACGGACAUGAAAGCCCGCUAUGGGCCCCCAAAAUCCCUCUCACCACAUUCCCCACCCCAGUUAUCCCCACAGGGACUGUCUUCCCCACACGAAUCCCACCAUUUAUCGCCGGCCUCGUAUCCUAAUCCCACUCCUCCCCCGGUCUCGUCAAUCUACAGCUCCUACUCGACCCCCACAUCCCCAAACAGCUGCAUCGCCACGACACUCGCUAAUCCCCACGGUAUCGAGAACAUCCUCAGCCGACCCAGCCCAUUCAUCACCACGUCCACUGGGGGGCUCUCCAUGGGUGCCAUGGGUGGACUAGGUCGGCUUGGUGGCCCCAUGGGGACUUUGUAUGGGGGUUUGGCCGGCAAAAUGGCAGAGCUUGCGAGGCCUUCGUCGGUUUACUGGCCGGGGGUCCAAGGAAUGCUUCAGAACCCCCUCUUCUGGCGCGAGCGUCUCCAGGCCAGCCAUG